UUCACACAUGCGACACCACGUCAUGCACCGAUCCCUGCGCAAUAUGACGACGAUCAGCGAGCCGUUGCUGAACAUUCACCUGAGCAUGGACAAGACGGCGGCGCGCGAAGGCAGUGGAUUCCAUGUAGAACAAAACCCGCCUGAAAAUGCUCGAGUUGCCAGAGAAAACGUUCGAGGGGCUUCGUUCACACGGGCAGUCACGACACCGCUUCCACAGCCGAAGCUUGUCGUUGCAUCUCCCUCCGCCUUGCACUUGAUCCAAGAACCUGCAGCACUUGAAAACGACGGCCAAUUGCCGGUCGACGCGAAGAAAGCAUUGACCGACUUGAUUGCAGGAACUGGACCGAUCGAAGGCCUUGCGCACUGUUAUGCUGGACAUCAGUUUGGCCACUUUUCUGGACAACUUGGCGAUGGCGCCGCUAUCUUGCUUGGUGGGACGGGCAAAUGGGAGGCUCAGUUGAAAGGUGCUGGCCUCACGGCAUUUUCCCGAACAGCUGACGGACGGAAGGUGUUGCGAUCGACUCUUCGAGAAUUCCUUGCCAGUGAGCACAUGCAUGCGUUGAACAUCCCAACCACUCGCGCGGGCGGUGUUGUUGUCUCCUCCACUGAAACAGCGCUGCGCGACGUUUUCUACGACGGCAAUGCACAGCAUGAACCGUGCGCGACGGUGCUACGAAUUGCCCAGACCUUUGUUCGGUUUGGGUCAUUUGAGCUGUUCAAGCCAGUGGAUGCCACUACUGGCCGCGCCGGGCCGUGUUCCACUUUACCUUUGGAAGUUCAACGGGCCACCCUGCGCGACAUGCUCACGUUUGUCCAGCAGGAGUACUACGACAUCCACGGCCAAACCGACGACUUGGAAGGGGCAAGUCGUCGAUUUGUAGAAGCUCUAACUCGGCGCACGGCUGCGUUGGUUGCAAAGUGGCAAACAGUGGGGUUUUGCCACGGCGUGCUCAACACGGACAACAUGAGCAUCGUUGGUGACACAUUGGACUACGGGCCGUACGGAUUCAUGGAGUACUUUGACCCGGGACACAUUUGCAACACGUCGGACACGUCGGGUCGAUACGCAUUUGAAAACCAGCCCGAGAUUUGCAAAUGGAACUGCCACAUGCUGGUGACCCAACUCUCUGUGCUCUUCCCCGACAACGUUCUGGACGACUUCCACGCCCUCGUCGAUGCCACAUACGACACCACGUACGCGGCGGAAUGGCGCAGUAGCAUGGACCAAAAGUUGGGCCUUCCUCCGCAAGACCCCGACACAAAUGCUGCUCUCGUUGCAACUUUCUGGACCACGCUGACCGAUACCCAUGCUGACUUCACGUGUGUAUUUCGAGCGUUGUCCGGGCUGUCUGUAUUCGACGACUCCACCGUGAAAAAUGUCCUCGAGUCUCUCGUGAAAGUUUCGCAUUCGCUGGCGCAGGAGCAGCGCGCUGCCCAGCCGUCUGUGUCCCCAGCGCAAUUAGCCCAUUUGCAGCAACUUUUGGUGUCAAAGCCCAACGUAGCCCUUCGUUAUGGGUUCAAUCAAGACACGCUGGAUGGAUUGUCCAAGCAGCUUACCGACUACGCCGCGUUCCUCGAGGCAAACCAUACGCCCGACAGAUUCAAGCGGAUGCAAGAAGACCGCUGGCGCGUCUGGCUCGAGCAAUACCGCCAACAUCUGGCCCACCACACUGACGACGCCCAAGCUGACGUUGCGCGUCGACGAGCUAUGAACCAAGUAAACCCCAAGUACAUUUUGCGCAACCACGUGGCCCAGGCAGCGAUUGAUGCAGCAUCCGUGGGUGACACCACCACCGUCGCGCACAUUCUCCAUCUCCUCACGCAUCCAUUCGAUGACGGGAAUGCGUGCGAUACCGCCAUCUAUGGGCAACCGUCCGACCCAACCGCGCCACCCUUGCUCGUAUCUUGCUCGUCGUAGUCUCCCUACAAGUAACUCUCGAGCAUGUCGCUCAACUCAAAACGUUCGGACCCAGUGUGCAUGGCCCAAACUCUUGAAAAAUGUUGGACACGGGGGCAACCGAGGAGACCAGGAUGACGCAUCCAGGAAUAUGUGGAAUGAAGC
Molecule: messenger RNA, 2062 nt
Organism: Aphanomyces invadans
Lineage: Eukaryota; Oomycota; Saprolegniomycetes; Saprolegniales; Verrucalvaceae
Exons: 8
Coding region: 8-1918 (636 amino acids)
Source: RefSeq, a predicted model, not a curated record